CAAAUAUUAAAUGCUACUCCACAACCAAGCGGGUACAAAUUUUCUAUGCAAGUACAGUCAGUAGAAUACUUUCAAAGUGAAUUGAUUUGUUGGUGUUAUUUUUAAAGUUUUUCACAAGAUAAUUUAGUUUUUAUCUAAAAAAACAAAUAAGCAAUUAUAAAGAAAACCUUUUAAACAUUGUUUAAAUACACAAAACCCAGUGACAUUCUAGCCUAAACUAAAAAAAGCUUUUUUAGCUUCAAAUUUAUAAAAACUUCACACAAAACCAAACAAACAAACAAAAUGACAGACAAACCAAAACGUCCUCUCUCCGCCUACAUGAUCUGGCUUAACUCUGCCCGCGAAGGUAUUAAACGUGAACAUCCCGGCAUUAAGGUAACAGAAAUCGCCAAAAAAGGCGGUGAAAUCUGGCGUGGCAUGAAGGACAAAUCGGAAUGGGAAGCCAAAGCCGCCAAGGCCAAGGAAGAUUAUGAGGAUGCUGUUAAAGAAUUCGAGGCCAAUGGUGGCAGUACAGCGAAUGGUGGUGGUGCUGCCAAGAAACGUGGUAAGGCUGUCAAAAAGGUAGCGAAAAAGAGCAAGAAAGCCGAUUCUGAAGAAGAGGAAGAUGAUGAGAGCGAUUAAAUUAUAUAAAUAAGUAACACACACACACUCAAAAAAAAAUAAACAAAAACAAUUCUCACAAGCAGCUUGCGCAGCAGCCAACACAACACAACAAAUUGUAAAAAAGAAAAACAACAACAAGAAAUUUGUUAGAAAAAACUUACACUUUCCAACUUGUAACUUUUGUUUUGUUGCUGUUAAGUUAAGGAAAAUGUUGAGUAUUAACUGCCAAAAUUCCCACCAAAAAUUUGUCACCACAACAACUUAACAGCAGCUUAAUACAUAAUUAAUUAAUUUUAAGAUAUUCUUAAAAAAAAACAAAAACAAACGCCCCCCAAAAACAAAAGCAACAUAUUCUUUUAUUAUAUUUGCAAGUUUAGUAUUAAAAAUAAGAGGUUUUUGAAUUAUAUAAUAAUAUUAAUUUCUAAUCUUAUGCCAAUCUUUAAUUAUUAAUUUAUCUUUUAAAACAUUGUUAAACUUAAUAUAUUGGUCAUUUGAACAAAAAAAAACAAACAAACAAAAAUUGUAAAACUGUGUAACCCACAAGCCUCUUAUAUAUAAUUUAAACAAACAAACAAAAAAAUAAAGUUUUUUUUCUUUUUCAAACAUUUUUUGUACAAAUCAUAAAAAAAAAUUAAUUUAAUUUUAAUUAAAAAAACUAAAAAAAUAUAUUAAAAAAUCCCCUAAAAACACUUAAAACAAACAUUUUUAUUCUUUACCAAAACAAACACAAAAACUUAAAGAAUGAGUAUCCAUACAUGUGCAGCUGCUUGUUUUUUUUUAUAAAUAUAUAAAUUUAAAUAUAAAUAUUAGUAUAUUUAA
This is a messenger RNA of Lucilia sericata (common green bottle fly), 1422 nucleotides long. RefSeq names its product high mobility group protein D (gene HmgD). Lineage: Eukaryota; Metazoa; Arthropoda; Insecta; Diptera; Calliphoridae. The transcript has 3 exons. Bases 283 to 621 code for a protein of 112 amino acids. The record is from RefSeq and is a predicted model, not a curated record. Gene Ontology annotation, molecular function: transcription cis-regulatory region binding.